AUGAUACUUCCAGAAGAUUGCGUUAGAGAAAUCUUGGAACACCUUGCGGAAGAUAAAAAAUCAUUAUAUACAUGUCUGUUCGCAAACAGAUUAUUUUGUAAUUGUGUCGUACCAAUACUAUGGAGAGAACCGUGGUCAAUAUACUAUUCUAGAACAAACUAUUGGAAAAUUCUUGGGAAAACGAUAAUCAAAUGCUUUCCAAGAGAAAUCAAACGAUCCCUUUCAAAGGAGCAACAAAUUUUUUUUAACCCUUCAUUAUUGCAAAAACCUUUAUUCAACUACGUUUCAUAUAUUCAAUUCAUCUCUGAAAGUGCGAUCGAUACAUUAAUGGAAAAUGUAUUCGAAGAUUUUUAUGACAUUAGGGUUGAAGAAUUGUUAAUCAAUGGAUUUUGGUCAUUAUUCAUGAAACAAUGUUUUAAGAUCAAGUUUCUACGUUUACCAACCGUGAACCUUUUCAAAUAUCCCGGAUCAAAAAAAUCCUUAUCAUCCCUUUCCACCUUAGAAUGUUAUCCAAAUUCCUCUAAUGAAACAAAAGAAAUUUUUAUUGAAUUAUCAAAAAAUGUUCACACAUUGAAACGACUCGUAAUCUCAAUUAAUGAAGUUUCAUAUCAUGAUAUUGAAACCCUCAUACUAUCACAAAAUAAUUUAAGAGAAAUAUCAUUUGGCCUUCAUUCGAAGAAUAAAUGUCCAUUCCCUUUUAAAAAUCAAAAUACUAUUACUCGACUUUCUCAAUCCUUAAGAGUACUUGAAUUUUAUAGUAGAAUUUGUUUAUCACCGCAAAACAUUUCUUCUUUUAUCAAUUUAACAGAAUUGUCAAUUAAUUACAAAUCAUCGUACAGUGAGGAAAAUGAUAAAAUAUUAGAACAAGUUUCUUUGCCAAAACUUGAAAUUCUUACUUUGAAGAAUGUUAGAGGGAACAAUUUAGAUAUUUACGCCAAAUUAAUGGAUAAUACGAGAAAUUCUCUCAAGGUCAUUGAUAUUUAUUUUCACGCGGAUAAUCCAAUGUUAUUACCAUUAGAGUCAAUUGAAUAUUAUUUAAAUGUAAUCAAGACGAAAUGUCCAAACAUUGAGAUCUUACCGAUAUGGUUAACUCCGGAGAUUCCUCUAAGAGAUUUCGAGUGUUUAUUAGAAUCAUGUUCAAAGGUUAAAAAGAUCAUUAUUUACAUCCUAAACUCGAAUUCACGUUUAGAUACAGUAUUGGCGAAACCAAUUUUAUAUUUAUUGGCUUUAAAGUCAUCAAUGAUGUUAAAUGAGAUUCGUUUGAUCGGAAGGUGGAGCUUUUCUAAUGUAGAUAUCCAAGAAUUUUUUGAAUCAUGGAAAGGAAUUAAAAGAACUCCUUUGAAAUUUAAUUUUGAUAAUAAUAUUUAUUCUAAUUAUAUUAUUAAAAUAUGUGAAUUUUAUCAUCAACAAGGUAUCAUUAAUAGUGGUAUUAUCAACUACACUACACCAUUUAAAUAUUAUUAG
This is a messenger RNA of Funneliformis caledonium, 1464 nucleotides long. Lineage: Eukaryota; Fungi; Glomeromycota; Glomeromycetes; Glomerales; Glomeraceae. The record is from the annotation of a GenBank genome assembly.